AUGGCGCCCAGUGCCCGUGUCUUAAGAGAUAUGAAGGCCCGAAAGGGCGCUCAGGCCAACGAAAUUGCGCGAAGGGCGUACCUUUUCGUUGCCCGGAACGAGACCUUGUCACCACAAGUCCGCCAUCAUGCCCAGCUUCAACUAAACACCUUUGGACGGUAUACGCGGCCAGCAACCUGCAGUAAUCGUUGUCAUGUAUCUGGAAAGGGAAGAGGUAUCAUCUCUGAAUUUGCCUUGUCGAGGUUUCAAUUCCGUGUCAAGGCCUUGAGAGGAGAGCUUCCUGGAGUCAACAAAGCGUCGUGGUAA
This is a messenger RNA of Psilocybe cubensis, 306 nucleotides long. RefSeq lists its product as uncharacterized. Gene Ontology annotation, cellular component: mitochondrial small ribosomal subunit; ribosome. The transcript is spliced from 2 exons. The record is from RefSeq and is a predicted model, not a curated record. The coding region runs from base 1 to 306 and encodes 101 amino acids. Gene Ontology annotation, biological process: translation. Lineage: Eukaryota; Fungi; Basidiomycota; Agaricomycetes; Agaricales; Agrocybaceae. Gene Ontology annotation, molecular function: structural constituent of ribosome.